Molecule: messenger RNA, 1146 nt
Organism: Cyprinus carpio (common carp)
Lineage: Eukaryota; Metazoa; Chordata; Actinopteri; Cypriniformes; Cyprinidae
Source: RefSeq, a predicted model, not a curated record
CCUGGACAUAAGGAUUGGCAUGUGAAGUUGCUGCCAACUCAUGUGUCCAAGGCCUCAGUGUGGCGUCUCUACAUGAAGUCUGCUAAGGAGCUUGGUGAGCGUGCAGUUUGUAAAACCAGCUUCAAAGCAUUGUGGAACCGACUUCUCCCACACAUCAAAAAUUGCCGGCCGUGCACAGAUCUCUGCUGGCAGUGCCAAAGCAAUAACGAGCAGCUGAUACGAAGUGCAAACCUCCCAGAUGAUAGAAAGUCUGAAGCAGUAAAGAAGCAACAAGAUCAUCUUUCCCUUGUGCAGAAAGAGAGGGCUGUGUACAACGACAUGACUGCUGCCUGCAGAAAGAUUUGCUCUGGCUCUAACCUGUUUUUUGGACCGUUCCUACCAGCAAGCAAGAAGAUUAGGAUGCAUUACAGUUUUGAUUUUGCUCAGCAGUUACACUUUCCCUCAAACCCUCUCCAGCCAGGACCAAUGUACUUCCUGACCCCACGGAAAUGUGGCCUAUUUGGUGUUUCCUGUGAAGGGCUGCAGAAACAGGUGAAUUACCUGAUUGAUGAAGGCAUGUCAUCUACUAAGGGAAGCAAUGAAGUCAUCAGCUACAUGCAUCAUUUCUUCAGCAACUUUGGAGUUGGAGAAACAGAGGUGGAUCUUCAUUGUGACAACUGCAGUGGGCAGAACAAGAACAACUUCAUGCUCUGGUACCUUGCCUGGCAGGUUGGACAAAAGCUUCAUGAUAAAAUUGAAAUCCACUUCCUUAUUGCUGGCCACACCAAGUUUCCCCCUGACUGUGGCUUUGGACUCAUCAAGCAAGCCUACAUGAAGACAAGAGUCAACACAUUUUGGCAGACAUCGCUGAGGUUGUGGAAAACAGCUCUCCUGUGAGUCACCUCAAUAUUCCACAGCUUGUUGGAAUGGCAGAGGGCAAAGUUUUAGUCCAGACCUUCGACUGGCAGCAGCAUCUGACUCACCACUUCCGUAGACUCCCACAGAUCAAGAGUUAUCAGCACUUCAGCUUUGACGCUAAGAGACCAGGUGUGGUGCUUGCAAAAACUCACCGUGAUGCACAACCUGUCGAAUAUCAGCUACUGCGCAACGGAGCAGAUCUGCCCCCUAUCGACGGUCUUCCUGUCCUGGCCCCACCUGGACUGAACA